CUAAGUAUAGGAUAGACUACACCUAAGAGUAGAAUAUGCGUCUAUGUAACCUCCGCGGUUGCGGUUAGCCCGAGGCGCAAAGCCGAGGGAAUCUAACCGUAACCAAGGUGGUUACUAAGACGCAUAUUCUACGAGUGGGUGUGGUCUAUCUAACUUGGACUUCAUUGCGCAUGCGCGAGGCGUGGUUAUAAAAAGCCAGGUUUAGUGCGUAGCAACAGAAAUUGAAUUUGUGCGAGCUGGACUAGCUGGAGAGCUGUGAGAGACACCAGUUGACAGAAAAAGAUAAGAAGACGGCUUCAAAACAAUGAAAAAACUUAGUAAAGCUUGUGAAAUGCUUCUUGAAGAUACUGGAAAGAACAGACAAGUAAAAAGAACCUAGAACUAUGCUAGAACUGACUGCAACACUACAAGAAGAAGAAUGAAGCUCUGUGGUGGAGUGGAGGGGGUAUAGAGCAGACUGGACCGGCAUGGAACCUUAAAAAACUCUAUAGAAAGUGUCAAGCGACUGCUAAAGUGUUUUUGAUGCUUCCUGGCCCCCCUUGCCCAUGCCCAACUGGAAAAAGCAAUACAAAGCAACAGUGGACAUGGAAAGAAUGGAUAUUGACUGAACAAACUAUUGCAUUCUGUGUUUUUAUAAUGUUUUUGUCAUCUUCUUGUCACUUUCACUAAAAAUUUCAUUUCAACUUUUGAGAACUUCCUGCAAAUUAUUUGUCACUUCCUGUAGAAUAUGCGUCCAUUUCCUGUAGAAUAUGUGUCCACUUCCUGUAGAAUAUGCGCCCAUUUCCUGUAGAAUAAGUACCUUCUUGUAGAUUAUGCUUCCAUGUAAUCUACUGUUUUUAGCCAAUCAGAUCAAUUACAGAUGAUGUAAUGUAGUCUAAGUAGAAACCUGCUGAUCAGUUAGAUCUACAGUAUAGCUAGUACAGUGGUUAAGACUGACUCUAUGGCCAAAAUGUGUGACUACCAGUACAUUCUAAUGAAGGAUGUGUAUGGAGAGAAGGCUCCAGGGAAGAUAAUGGCUAUCCUAUCAGCUCCUUUCGCAGGUGGUCCGAAAACGGUUCAAGUGUUACGAGGUGAACUGCUUGCUAGGAUUCCCUCACGAGAUCAAGAGUGGUCAGCACACAAUGAUGGAAGACCACCUCACAACUUUCGCUCUACAAAAGACCCCAGAGUCACACUGUAUGGUGGUGAGGACGAUGACUAUUUAUCUCCACUGAAUGGCAGAGAUCUACAGGUUUUGGGAGCUAUUGAGAAUCCAUAUGAUCGAUUUGCAGUGUUCUCUGAGGACAAUAAGCUGGAAUGGGGGGGCAGGCUGAAGAGAGGUGACCAGGUCUAUGUGAGGCUCCCUGGUGAUAAUGCAAGUGCACCCACCUGGUCUGCUGGUAUAGUGAGACAUGUUGGACCCGUGGGGUCAUUACCAGGGAGGAACUUUGGAGUGGAGAUUACAGAUUCUCGUUACCUUGGAAAUGGCAGCAGUGAUGGUUUCUUUGGGGGAUACAGGUAUUUCGAGUGUAAUCAAGAUUGUGGUAUCUUUGUGUCUCUGGAUAAGCUAGCAGCUGAACCACCUCACCAAGUGCCCCAUGAUGCCAUACGCCAGCAGCUAAAGAGCUCUACUCAAGCAGAGGUCAACUCUUCUACCCACGGGUCACCUAUCGAUAAGCCCCCUACACUUAUGUUCAAGAUCAACGAUCGUGUAGUGGUCUACAACAAGAAGAAAGAACCCAUGGGUGGAACUAUUCGCUGGAUUGGCAGGGAUUUACAGACUAGAACACUGGACACCAACCACAUAGGGAUUGAAACAGACUCAAUUGCUGUCACUAAUUUCUUCCCUAAAGCACUGACAGCAAUAAAUCGCUUGUUUAAGGCUAAAUCUGGUCAUCGUUUAGUGGUCCCUGAGCACUUUGUGUUUAGAGAAGAGUUGGCCAACACUCGAGAUGUUGACCUUUCAGACCCAGCAGCUGUUGCACGUGAGGAAGGCUUGAGUAAGGGACAGUUUAUGGCAAAGCAGAAGAAAGCUUUAAAGGAUGCUGAAGAGGCUAAAAGAAAGGAGAACAGAAAGAAAACUGCAAAUGUACAACCUAAUAUGAAACAAGUAACGAAUCAUAAUCAUGUGGCACCACAAAACACUGGGGAUGCGGACUAUGUUAACAUUGAAGCAGUAGAGCAGCAUGCACAGAGUCGACAAAACGACCAACCGAAUCAACAAUCUCAGUUAAACGAUUACUAUCUGUCAGUAAGAAGCUCCAACCCCUACAACCUGACAUUGGGUUCAACUGUUUAAGUGGCCUCUGUGAACCCGAAUGGCCCCCCACACCCUGGAGUGAUCAGGUGGAUCGGGAGACUAGCUGGAGUGGAUGGUCAGGUGGCAGGGAUUGAACUAGAGGACUACAUGGACGGAUGUAAUGAUGGAACCUUCAAAUCCACAGAAGAGAAGUAUUUCACCUGUACCUUUGGUCAUGGACUGUAUUUCCCACUGGAUAGCCUCCGUCCUGAUGAAAGGUUUGGACUACAAGCUGGACACGC
Halichondria panicea is the source of this 2520-nucleotide messenger RNA. RefSeq lists its product as uncharacterized. Bases 941 to 2278 code for a protein of 445 amino acids. The record is from RefSeq and is a predicted model, not a curated record. NCBI's taxonomy places the organism in Eukaryota, Metazoa, Porifera, Demospongiae, Suberitida, Halichondriidae. The transcript is spliced from 4 exons.